AUGGGCGCGGUCGACCCGACGUAUCCUCUACUCCCUAUAGCGAGUGUUAUCACCUCUCUGCUUCUUCUUCUGGUAUUGUUCUCCAGCUUUGCCCGACAGAGUUGGAACCUCGGCGUCACCUUUCUCUGCUUUUGGCUCUUCUUCGAAAAUAUCGCCUGGACCAUCAAUGCCAUCAUAUGGUCCGAUAAUGCUGAUAUCAAGUUGUAUGUGUAUUGCGAUAUCGUCUCGCACCUGCAGAUCCUCACUUCUGUCGUGAAGCCAAUGUCGUCGCUCCUGAUCAUGCGCCGCUUGUACUUGAUCGCCAACUCACAAGCGGUGGAGAGUCCAACCGACGCGAUGAGACGAAAGGACAGGCUCAUCGAAUGGACUAUCGGAUUAGUUAUACCUGUGCUAGUGGCAGGCCCAAUCUACUACGUAAUACAGGGUUCCCGCUUUGCGGUAAGCGAGGGAUUUGGGUGUGGAGGUGCGAUGAUAGGCGCUCUCAAGAUCGUACUCAUACAGCCGUGGCUUAUCCUCCCCCCUCUUCUCGCUUUAACCGUCUAUUAUCCGCGGGUUGUCAGGAUCCUCUAUCGACAACACACAGAACUCAACCGGUUUCUGCAAACCAACCAGUCGAUCUCCCGUUCAUGUUAUCUGCGUGUUCUGGCUCUCGCUAGCGUUGACAUCAUUUUCUCUCUAUCUCUCAACACUACCGGCUUCGUCCUUUACCUGCUGCCUUACAUCGGAUCAGAUCAGCCAGAUUCAUUCUACCCGGGAUGGGAUAGCGCUCAUUCCGAUUGGAGCCCAAAGAGCCAUGCAUAUGCGGGAUUAGGGACUGAGAAGGCGUUGCUGUUUUUCACUCGAUGGACGACCCCCAUAUUCGCCAUUGUUAUCUUUGGCCUUUUCGGUCUCACACAGGGUGCCCGUGCAUCUUAUCGGGAAGCGUUCUGGACCGUGAACGAAUGGCUCAGGCAGCUACCCUACAACCUCGUGUUCUUCCGACGCCUUCGUAAUAAGCGGAUGCGGGAGGUCAAGAGACUCAGCAUAGAAUCCGGCUCAAGCGAUAUCGAUAUGUCGACCUCUUCGCACGGCCUGACCGUGGAUAAGCGUCAUUCAAACAGCGACUGGACCGUCGCCGGCGACAUCGAGCAUUCUUAA
Peniophora sp. CBMAI 1063 is the source of this 1137-nucleotide messenger RNA. The record is from the annotation of a GenBank genome assembly. NCBI's taxonomy places the organism in Eukaryota, Fungi, Basidiomycota, Agaricomycetes, Russulales, Peniophoraceae.